Messenger RNA from Plasmopara halstedii, 2715 nucleotides. RefSeq names its product dynein light chain. The transcript has a single exon. Gene Ontology annotation, biological process: endosome organization; receptor recycling; retrograde transport, endosome to Golgi. The record is from RefSeq and is a predicted model, not a curated record. Gene Ontology annotation, cellular component: recycling endosome; early endosome; trans-Golgi network. Lineage: Eukaryota; Oomycota; Peronosporomycetes; Peronosporales; Peronosporaceae. The coding region runs from base 1 to 2715 and encodes 904 amino acids.
AUGUGGCCACCCAGUGCUGCGUCCAGCGACCGUCUUGAAACCCGCGAACGUAUGGCACAGCUACAACUCAAGGCAACAUCCAGGAACGUAAUUGCUGCUGGUCGCGUUGCGCGGAGCUCGUACUGCGAUCACUCUGGAUGGGGCUACAAGCAGGGCAGCAUAAUAAAGAGCUGGAAGCGUCGCUUUUUUGUGCUUAAGGGGCGAGAACUUAUCUACUUUGAAGAACGUUCACCCAGCGGUAAGGGAAUCGAUGAAAAAGGGCGAUUGCGGAUCAGCGGCGUCGAGUAUACGCCCGAGUUUACGAACGCGUUGCUCGUACGGGGAGAAUUGAAGAACCAGGCAGUAAAGAUGCAGGUGGAGUCGAACGAGGAGAUUGACGAGUGGUUUGUCAAGAUCUCCGAGGCGCUUCAUGCUGCUACAGAGGCAUUAGCAGCGAAUCAACGCAAAACAACUGGUAGUGGUGAUGUGGCUAUGAAAGGCUGGCUUAUGAAGGAGGGACAGAAUUUUAAGACAUGGAAACGACGCUACAUGACGUUAACGGGCAAUAUCAUUCAGUACAGAGCACAAAUAUCGGAAAGACCGCUUGGUGAGACGAAAGUGAACGCGGUGAACAUCAAUCCAUCAAGACCGUUUGCAUUGGAUAUUUACUCGGAUAAUAAUCGAAUCUUACGGAUUGCAGCCGAUUCGUUUGCUGAGAUUGAGGCGUGGGAUCACGCAUUUGCUAAGGCUAUUGGGAAACGGCCGUGCUUUGGAGAUCCGUAUGCAGGACAGAAUGCGCCAUUUCUUGGCGAGACGUUUGAAGAGAGUGUGUUGUGUGAAGGUUGGCUGUACAAGAGAGGACAGCGGUCGACAGAGUGGCAAAGACGCUAUUUUAUUCUAAAAGGUUACCAAUUACAAUACCAGGAUGGACCUGGAGAAAGCAUACAUAAGGGUGCAGGCACGGUGGUUGGGUUGACGCUUGGCGAAGCCUGUUCGAACAGUAUUUUCGUGCAACUUAGCUCAAGUCGAGUGCUUUGUGUGAGCGCAGACAGUCAGAUUUCGAUUGAUAAAUGGAUUCAAACUAUUUGCACUCUGCUAGGUAAAGACCCGAACUCUUUAGAAAAGGAAGCAUCAGUCGCGUCAAACACAGCCAUUAAGUGUACGAGUGGUGGCAACAUACUUACUCGUGCAUUCAGUCGAGCUUUAUCGAAUGCUUCCGCGCCACCAAUGUUAGGUACCAGCACUUCCCAGUCAGAGCUGGAAGUUGCUCAAUCUAGUCUUUCUAGCAAUGGAGGCUACUUGGAAGAAUGUGAUGACGGAAGGGAGACAGACGAUAAUUUGCAUUUACGCGAAUCCGUAGCGAGCGAGCGGAACUCACUUGAAGAAGGCAACAAGUCUACGGGAGACGACUACGAGAGUUUUAUGAGUGGAUCCGUGCGAAAGUGCGGCUGGUUACGCAAAGAAGGCGCGCGAAAUCGCUCUUUGAAGCGCCGGUACUUCAUGGCCGAUGACAACAAGCUUUACUAUUUUGAACAAAUAGGUGAGGCCCCGCGUGGCAAUGGCAUUGUAAAAAGUAUUGUGCCCAAUGAUACGUAUCCAAACUGUUUGGAUUUAAUUCUGAAAUCGGGGCGAACGCUGCGUGUUGUAGCUGAAUCACCAGACGAAAUACGUUCCUGGCUUGAUCACUUUAAUGAAUGCAUUCCAAGGAGCGACGGUCCGACAGAUCGACGCAGUGUGAUGGACAUACAUUCAUUGGUCGAAGAUCCGGCAUUAAAAGUGAUGGAAACAGGUUCUGGCUGGUUGCUGAAAAAGGGAAAGAAUUUUAGGACCUGGAAACGCCGAUUUUUUAAACUGAAUGGAAAGCAAUUUUCGUACGCCAGUGCACCAACUGCGCCACCUCUUGGAUGUGGUGUGGUCGAAAAUGUCAUGAUCGGGAACGCACGACCAUUCUGCUUAGACGUUCGGUUUCAGAACGGCCGUGUCAUGCAACUUGUGGCGUCUAACGAGACCGAAAUGGUUGCUUGGAAUCGUCUGUUGCAAGCAGCUGUGCUUUCCGAGCCGAUUGAAAGCGACUUAGAGCAAGACGCACAGUUUGAUUUUGAUGACGCUGAAGAGGAUGCACAGCUUGGUACAAUGCACAGCGUCGUAACAGCGACUAGAGCGUUUAAACGUGGGAUAACAAAGGCGUCUUCGUCAUUGAGCACAGUGUCAAGCUGCGAUAGUUUAAUUCAAGAGGAGAAACCCACCAUCAUGAGCGCUCAAGAUUCGGUGACGAAGACGAAUGAGCGAGCAGAGGCAGCAGCUAAGGCAGUGGCUGCAGCUAUGGAACGCCAGUCCGCUCGUCUAGUAGCAAUGGAGGCAGAGGAACCAGUUGUGUGUAGUGGAUGGUUGCGAAAAGAAGGAGGGACAGUCAAAAAUUGGAAACGCCGGUACUUUACACUGCAUGGGGCAACUUUAUGCUACUUUAAGAGCGACAAUGGAGCCCUUUUGCGCAGUUUUACCGUAUGUCACGUCGUAACCUUGCGGACGAAAAGAUUGUGUCUUGAGAUCACGACAGAGGUUGGACGCAAGUUACUGGUCGCGAGUGAAACGCAGGCUGAUCUGGACCGAUGGCUGGAUCACCUGCAUCGUGCUAUCGCGGCGGAAAAGCAAAAAAAACAGAACACUGACUCUUCACAAUGGACAAACGAAUUACGUUGUUGGGAAGCUACUGGCUUAAGUAGAAGAAGCGCCUGA